CCUGACCUGCUAGCAAUGGCCGGACUAUGCAGUUGUUGGCAGCUCGGCGCCGGCAGUAACGCUGGAUGUGAUGGUUGUGGCUACAAAAUUUUAUUGCGAGGAGCUCUCGCUCCUUCGUCAAGUCGACCAUCACGGCCACCAGAUAGCAAAGACUCGGCCAGCAGCAACAGCUUGGCGUUUAGCAAGCCGCCGCUGCCUCCCCACCGACAAAAGAAAGACAAAACUGACGACAGUAAAAAAAGAGGCGUGGAUACUGAUGGUAUCCUGCAGUCCCAUCACCGACGACACUCUCAUCCAGUUAGGAGUUCUCCCGAGGCUCCUCCAGAAUCUCUUCUCCCCCGCAGCCUUCAAAGACGCAAACUGCCGCAGUCGUCAGCCUACAACGUUCCUCUGCCUCCACCCUCACCUCACACGCUCGUGUCUCUCGUGUCAGCGUGGAACGGUGCCAACCAAGAGGGUUUCUCCUACCAACCUCUUUUGUUGAGCACAAUCCAGCCUCCACCUGAACUCUGCCCACCGGCUUCUCCUCUACCCAAAUCUCCUCGUACCAAAAAUCCGCCCUUUGAUGUUUCCUCAUUUCUACCUCCCACUGAAAGUUCCGAGUCUCAGGUCACACCGCCCUCACAGACCUCUCCCCUCACCGUCGUGUCGGGUUACGCGUCAGGAGUCUCGGCUUCCACAAGCCUCCAGGUGCGAUACCGAGUCCUAUCGCUCGCCAGGGCCGCAUUUGCAACUCGCUCUCACACCGACCUUAGGCUUUACGAUGAAAAUCCACAUAGCGUUCACAAUUCCUCCGAUCCCAGGCGUCAAACAAACUACCGACACUCUGAGUAUAAUCGAAUUAGUGAUUUUCAAUCAUUGUCUCGUGGAGCCGAACAGGACGUGAAUGGAGUCCACCUAAGUUUAAAGAAUUGCGAGACUUCAAAUUCCCUCUUGCAGCAUCCCAUCCCUUCCCAGUACAUGAGUCGCACGCUCCCCACGCCAGCCCCUCCUCAGCAACCGAAGAAUUAUGUUGUCAAGCCUCCCCAGCACAUCGAUCAAAAGUAUCCGUCGUCUCUUGCCUAUCAUCCAAGCUGGCAUGCGCAAAAUAACCCACAAACUUUUUCCAAUGUUGAACAGUUUCAGGUCAAACCGUCGUAUCCUCAAGAGAUUUCCGUGCAAGCUUAUCACUACAAGCCGGUCGAGCAGCCGCCUCCUCCUCAUGAAUCUCUACAAAAACAUCUUCUAGAAAUACAGAUGCUGCAUCAGAAGCGUUGUCAAGAAGAGUAUGAUUUCCAAAACCAGCAAAGGCUCGAAUUAUUUCAACAGAUUCAGACUCAACCGCUUCACCAGUCUUCAAAAUCUUUGAAUCCACCGGAAUUUGGCCAUCAUGAUCAUUCCAAAGCUCAAGAAAAGAAGUCACAUCAUGAGAAGCGCCAUCAUAGACACAAAAGCAGUCGCUCCUGCAAUCGAGAUGCUGCUGCUAAGGAACGUCGAAGUGAAGUAGCGAGUUGUCAUCGUCAAGAUAAAUUAUCGAGACAUCUCUUAGUCGACAAUGAUGAACUGGAGUGCCGGUCUUUGCAAUACCAACCGCAGAAUGCCUCAGACUACAGUGCUCUGAAUUAUAGCCAACGAUAUUCAAGUUUGACAGAUGUACAAGACCUGAGACAUCAAGAGGAAACGACAAAUUCUAGUCGGUCUCGUGAAUCCCGGUCGUCGUUUUCCCAUCGACGUCGUUCGCAUAAACAAUCCAAAUCACAUCACAAAGAGCAAGAAGGAGGUAAACUUCUAAUUAGCCAAGGGAAAAAUCAGGGUCAUAUUAGUUUGCCGCCAAAAAACACCCUGCGUGACAAGGAAAUCCGACAGCCUCUCCAAACUCAGGUUGAUUCUCACGAGCCACUCAGUCUAGAAACACAACCUCCUAAACAUAGCCAACCAUCACAAUACAAAGAACCAAUGCAGCAACAUCAGUAUUCUAACUUUCCACUGUCGUCAGACAACAGUCAACUUUCACGAGACUUGCAAGACCAUCACCACCAUCAACAGCAGUUGCAUACUCCUCCAGGUUUGCAUUCACGUCAAAAAUCAAAUCAAAAUACUAAAUCCAAAAUUUCACACGACGCGCAACGACACGAGACACAACAACAGCAAGAGAAGAAGCCAAUAUUUCAGCGGUCAUCAGAGCAAGCAGCUCACGAGGAAGAGGCGGAUGCAAGUGCUACCCAAAGAGAGCAAAACGGCGCCGAUCGCGGCAAGAGUAACCGGAGCCAGCCCGCCAUUGGCCUCAAGCAGACUCAUAAGACAAGGCCGACAAUAUUUGGAACGGUUGCGGGCGAUCAGUGCCCCAGGGACUCCACCAAGAGGGGUUUGCCUCAAACCCCAAAGGGUGGCGGCUUGAGAGGCAGCCAAGAUGGAGGAGCGGCUCCGGAAUGGGCUACGCUUCCAGAUGAUGACAACUCGUUGGUGUAUGAAGACGGCGUGUUGGUAUCGGGUUCCCUGCAAGCCCUAGUUCAGCACGCCACCCCCACCGCCUCCUAUUAUCCCGACACAGCUUAUCUCUUCGCUUUUCUCUUAUCGUCGCGUCUCUUCAUCAAACCUCACGAAUUGCUGCAGAGAGUCAGUGACCUCGGAUUUACGCAGCAGGGCCUCCAAGAAGAUGAUAUCUCUUCAGUCGAUAAGGAUAAGAUGGAGAAGUUUGUGGUGCACCUCGUGCAGCUUCUGGGCGAAUGGAGCGAAACUUUUCCUUACGACUUCAGAGACGAGCGAGUGAUGAGCUGCGUGCGCACCAUCACCCAUCGCUGUAUUGCCUUGCAGCCCAACCUCAGGCGCGACGUAACCCAAAUCCUUCACAAUUUACUAAAUAAACUCACCCACCUGGAGAGGUACGAAGAGAGUCUCGCCAAACACACCGUCGCCCCACCCGCUGAUUCUCUCUCUGACGUUCCUGAUAUCACCGAGAUUUGCAGUAGUCCGCUAGUGAUGGCCCAACAACUUACACACAUCGAGCUGGAACGACUGAGUUUCAUCGGACCCGAGGAGUUUGUCCAAGCUUUUGCCAAAGACAGCAAUAUCGACUCGUCCUACAAAGACCUUAAGAAAACCAACAAUUUAGAAGUUUACGUUCAGUGGUUCAAUAAACUCUCCUACUCUGUCGCCACGCAGGCAGUAUCGCAUUUGAAGAAGAAGCAGCGAGUCCGGGUCAUUGAGUGGUGGAUUGAGGUGGCUAGGGAAUGCUUCAAUAUCGGCAACUUUAAUUCCCUCAUGGGCAUCAUAGCAGGACUUAACAUGUCACCCGUGUCAAGACUGAAGAAAACUUGGAGCAAAGUGCAGACGGCCAAGUUUUCAGUGCUGGAGCACCAAAUGGACCCGACGAGCAACUUCUCGAGCUACCGCAGUACUCUGAAGGCGGCGAUGUGGCGGUCAGCUGGAGCUGUCGACGACAGACAGAAGAUAGUCAUUCCUUUCUUCAGUUUACUUGUUAAAGAUCUAUAUUUCCUCAACGAAGGCUGUGCUAGCAGGUUACCUAACGGAUACAUCAAUUUCGACAAAUUCUGGCAGCUUGCAAAGCAAGUAACAGAAUUCAUGGCGUGGAAGCAAGUGACUUGUCCCUUUGAACGCGUGCCUCACGUCAUCAAUUACCUGCAGAGCGCCUCGAUACUCUCCGAGAUCGGUCUAGCACAUUCUUCUUUCGAAUGCGAAGGGCCCGAAAAUAGCUAUGAGAAAGAACGCUACAAAAAUCUAAGUCGUGCCGAAAGUCAACCAUCAUCAUGAGUCAACAACAUCAUGUCAGUGCAGUGCACGGCAGCAGUGCAGUGCAGUGCAGCAGCGACCAGCCGGUCGAAACGAAAUUGGAAACUCAAGUUGCGCACAUUGACGUAAUGUUCCUACGUUUUUUGAAGGUUGGCUAGUACAAAAAAUACUCUUUGGGGAGAGAAUGAUAACUAAACUUGCAAUGUGGCAUGUCAGGUUUAUUAUAGUUCGUACAUUUAUAGUCGUUUGUAAUUAUUGUAUAUUGAAUCGGUUUAAUGUAAAAAAACUAGUUGCUAAGGUGUAGGAUAAGGAAGGUUAAAAUAUUUUGUUAUAUUAAUAUAAUUACCGUUAACCCGAUCUCUCACAGACAUCGAUAACUAGUUAUUAUUCAGUUGAAAUGGAUACUUAUUAUUUUCUAUUAUUACUACUAAAUCAGUCACUAAAGAACUAGUUCUUUCAUUUACUUGGUACAUUUUUGUCGGCAGAGGAUGAGAUUCAUCGCUAUUAUCGUGCAACUGCUACCUGUGCAGAGUAGAGAGUUCUAAUGGUUUUAUAAUGAAUCGUUCUCUAAAUAAAUUAGUAAUAUUAUUAAAAUCUUGGUUCGUUCAUCGAUUACAUAGAUAAACAUGUGUACGUGUCGACAAAGUUACCCGUAUGAUUAUUUCCCAUACUUAGUGUUUGUACAACGUUAUUUCAUCUCUAUUGUAAAAUAAUUCAUUUGUAUCGUCGUCUUUGAAUAAAUAGGUUGACCAGCCAACCGUAAAACGGUGUUUCAAUCAAUAAUGAAAUAAAUUUCAGUUGCUGCCUGUUUUUCAAUAAUAAUAAUGAAAUGAUUUUCAUCGUGGACGACACUCGUUAUAAAUGAUUCCGCGGACCCGCCACGUAAAAUAUUUUUAUUUAAAAAGUUUUAUGUUGUUACACAGGUUUUACUUUGAUGUAAAGUAUUUUGAAUAUAUUUAUGUUACUAGAUAAUUUUUGUGUUCUAUUAGUCAAUAAAUGUACGAGAAUGUUUUUACGUGUGACGUAUAAGUCGUCCGACAAACAAUGUAAUUGUAAAUAAAAUUUACGAAUAAAAAUUCAUCCAACUCUU
Molecule: messenger RNA, 4819 nt
Organism: Hyalella azteca
Lineage: Eukaryota; Metazoa; Arthropoda; Malacostraca; Amphipoda; Hyalellidae
Product: ras-GEF domain-containing family member 1B
Exons: 13
Coding region: 16-3750 (1244 amino acids)
Biological process (GO): positive regulation of GTPase activity; Ras protein signal transduction
Cellular component (GO): plasma membrane
Molecular function (GO): guanyl-nucleotide exchange factor activity
Source: RefSeq, a predicted model, not a curated record